Molecule: messenger RNA, 2270 nt
Organism: Hyphopichia burtonii NRRL Y-1933
Lineage: Eukaryota; Fungi; Ascomycota; Pichiomycetes; Serinales; Debaryomycetaceae
Product: triacylglycerol lipase
Exons: 1
Coding region: 213-2171 (652 amino acids)
Biological process (GO): 7-methylguanosine mRNA capping; dephosphorylation
Molecular function (GO): mRNA guanylyltransferase activity; protein tyrosine/serine/threonine phosphatase activity
Source: RefSeq, a predicted model, not a curated record
UUCAAGGAUAAAGCAGGAGAUUAUAGGAUAAGAGUGCUGGCCAGAGCUUGAAAAUAUUGACAGUGCUGUUAUUUGUGAGGUAGAGAUAUUCCAGAGCCCUUUAAAUUUGAAUCGAGUAGAGAUUAACCUGUUGGUUUUCUUUCUUUUUUUAUUUUUCAACCGUUGAACUUCGGACUCAAUUGAAGGGAAGCCCUUAAUUGAAUUUUAGGAGUAUGCUGUCAGAGGAAGAAAGCCAGGAGCUACUAGCCAUUAGUACAUCGAAUGUACUGUUACUGUCUAUCAGUGGAACGAAUUCGUGGGAGAAGUUGAAUGCAGUUGCAUCAGAACAACAGAAUAAGACCGAUACGAUUUUGAAAAAAGUCAUCUUGUUUAUAAAGACCCAAUUUCUUCGACAACCAAAUAGAUUCGAGGAGUUUGUGUUAAGCUCCGAGUCCAACGAUUGCUCUUUAGUGGCCAAAUAUGCAAAGGUUUCUCGUAUCGAUUUGAGCAAACAAUCUGCGAUAUCGGUUGAUUCAGUUCAUUUACAAACAUUACAUAUCCCCCAUCCGUUAAUAAACUUCAUGAAGAACGAGGCGAAUCAGCCGGAUGUCGGAUCCAACGAGUCGAUAUUAUCAGAAUUGACCGAGAGUCCGGUUCUUUUAUUUGUCCACGGAUUGGGGGGACAAAUGUCUCAAUUCGAACCUUUGAUGGGGUUAUUAUCACAAAGCUCAGAGAUAUUCUCAUUAGAUUUGCCAGGGUUUGGUAAUUCAAAAGUCGACUUUAAAAACGCUGGUAAAUUUGUUACGCCGUUGAGUCAAAAUGAACAACAUGAAAUAAGCAAUAGCAUCUCAAAACUUAGUUGGAAUGAUUUUGCAACGGAGAAUAUUGUCAAUAUAAUCUAUGAGUUUAUACAACAAAAUAUUCCACCAGAGAAAAAGCUUAUUUUGAUAGGACAUUCGAUGGGUACCAUUCUCCUGACAAAAUUAGCGAAAAAAUUACCCAAAUCUAAAGUUGAAGGAUUAAUUUUAUUGAGUCCACCACCAUUAGUAGAUGAUAUAUCACAGCCAGAACAAAAACCUAAAUCAAAACUGUUGGGGCUUCUUUCAAUGUUGAAGUUUUUCAGUUUUUUCCCAUUUAUUUUCAACAUGUUUAGAGUUUGGGACAGACUUCAAGCUCUUGAAAGUAAAAGUGUUUUGAGACAGUUAACUCCUAAUUCCAACAUUUAUAAUAGACUUCGCCAAUUCCGUUGGAAUAUAGAUAUAAACUCUGAAAUUGUUUUGAAAUAUGUAAAUGGUUUCCAAAAGGCCACUUAUUCUGAUUUAAUUAGUGCCAUUUCCAAAUUUAAUGAUAAUCCACAAGAUAAGACAACUUAUGAGAAAACUUUGAUUAUCGGAGGUGCUAAUGAUUCCGUUACUCCGAUUAAAACAAUAUCUGAAAUUGGCGAUUCCCUAACUAAUUUUUUCCAAAGGAAAGUAUCCGCCAGUAUUAAAGUCAAUAAUGCCGGGCAUUCAUUACUAUUGAAUAAACCGGAAUUCAUAAGUGGUAUUAUUCUAAAUCAUUUGGAAGCCAAUUUUCCUGAAAGACUCCAUCUAUCACCUGCAUGGGUAUUGAAAGUUAAAGCAAGCAUCUCUGGUGAUAAAUGGGGGUUGAAAAACGAAUUGAAAUGGCUGCAAUUAAAACCAUUGUCCUUCAAUAUAACGAGAAACUAUGGGAAAGAUGUAUCUCCCUUACUAGGGAUGAAGACUUUAAGAGAAGGAGAUUCUCAUCAUUCUCCAGUGGUGCUAGAAAACCAAUUUUAUGACGAAAAUGUUAUAAACACCAUAAGAGGCAAAUUGAUUGCAAUUGUUGAUAUCUCUGCAGACAUUCCUCCUUACAGUCCCAAAUCAUUCACCAAAAUUAAGUAUUACAAGUGUGCAACUGUCUCCAAAGUGGUUCCAGACCAAGUUGCAGUUCGAAGAUUUAUACAAUUAAUCGAUGACAUACUAGGAUCAAAUACUGAGGAAUUGCCCUUGAUUGCAGUUCAUUGUCAUUACGGAUUCAAUAGAACCGGGUUCUUGAUUUGUUGUUACCUUAUAGAGAAAUUGGGUUGGUCAGUGCAAGAUGCUGUGGAAGGUUUUAAAAAUGCCAAACCUCCCGGUAUCAAACACCCCCAUUUCAUUGAUGCCUUGUAUGUCAGAUACGAUUCGUCCUAGAAGUUUGUAUUUCCUUAUAUAAUCCAUAUGUAUUUUUAAAGAAGGGCCCCACCUGCCUACUUAACCGAAUUGUUGUAGAGCUUCACUUCGUAGCCUAGG